Molecule: messenger RNA, 6004 nt
Organism: Hyalella azteca
Lineage: Eukaryota; Metazoa; Arthropoda; Malacostraca; Amphipoda; Hyalellidae
Product: E3 ubiquitin-protein ligase RBBP6
Exons: 12
Coding region: 140-5749 (1869 amino acids)
Biological process (GO): mRNA processing; ubiquitin-dependent protein catabolic process; protein ubiquitination
Cellular component (GO): nucleus
Molecular function (GO): ubiquitin protein ligase activity; zinc ion binding; nucleic acid binding
Source: RefSeq, a predicted model, not a curated record
UGAGUUAAGACGUCAUCUCUAUGCGCUUCCCAUAUAAUAAGUAUUUCAGCGCGAUAAUUCAUCAUUUGAUCUGGUUUCAGAGAAAGUUAUUUGAUGAUUUUGCCUAUCUUGCAUCUUACUGUGUAGAUAUCCAGAAAAAAUGUCUGUCCACUAUAAAUUUAAGUCAGCUCUUGAGUAUUCAACUCUGCCAGUUGAUGGAGUCAACAUCAGUGUUGAGGACCUCAAGGAGGCAAUAAUUGAACAGAAGAAACUCUCCAGAUCACAACCUUUUGACCUCAUCAUCACUAAUGCUGAGACUAAUCAAGAAUACAAGGAUGAGAAGGCCCUCAUUCCCAAGAAUUCUUCUCUGCUGGUCGCUCGAGUUCCCAUCGACCCAGCACAGCUGAAGCGGCCAUGGAACAACCACCUGAAGGAGUCAACAGAGAUCCUGCUGGCAAACCCUGCGAACCUCAUGAAUACCGAAGAUUCUGCUGAAGCUAUCCGCCUUAGCAGAUUAGCAAUGCAGGUGACGGAUCUGACAAAAAUGGCUGGCACGGAGCAGGACCGUAUUAAUGCCAUGAUGGCACAGUCCACUCUGGACUAUCAUCCCUCGCGUUACGUCAAACUCCGCAACAGCAGAAUGAGCGGCAAAGUUCCUGUGAGCUACACGUGCUUCAAGUGCUCCAAGGGUGGACAUUGGGUCGCUAACUGUCCUCUCAGUAAUCAUGAUUUGCGCAAGAGCUACGGUAUUCCCAGCGAUCAGCUUAUCAGAGUGAAUGAUCCCAACAUUCCUGGCGUGAUGAUCACAGCUCGUGGCAACUUGGUCAUCUAUAAAAAUAAUCCUGAGGCUAUCACGCCACAAGUACACGAAAAAGAGCCCGAACGUCUGCCUAUACCUGAAGAUCUCAAGUGCAGUCUGUGCGAGGAACUACUCAAAGAUGCUGUGCUCGUACCUUGCUGUGCGCUCAAGUUUUGCGAUGAAUGUAUACGGAAUCAUCUUAUCGAGUCAGACGAUAACCAGUGCCCCAAAUGCCUAGAGAGCGAUGUCAGCAUUGGUAACCUCAUCCCCAAUCGUUAUCUUCGGAAGAAAGUAGCCGAAUUCGACAAACUUACGAACGGCAACUAUAUUAGAUCAUACGAAAAACUAUAUCUGAGUCCACCUGCAUCUGUAACACCUCUACCUCCACACCUCAGGUCUUCCCAACAGCCUACUCCUCGUGAUAGUCCCGUUAAUAAAGACGAAAAAGAAGACAAGAAUAAAACUCCCAUUGCAGUUACUGAACAGACUAAUGGAAAAGACGCAAUUAGGAGUAGAGAUAGCCCCAAGACAGAUCGAGAAAAUGGCGCUAUGGAUUCAGGUAAUAAGGCUCCCAGAUAUACAGAGAGUGUCCGACUACCAUCCCAGACAGUCAGCUCCAAGUCUGAGGCCAUUGACACAAAACCUGUCGAGCUUUACCGCGAGCUCCUCAAGGAUGUUGAGGAACAUGAAAGAGAGGUUGCAAGCAAACGAAAUUCUCCCAAGGUCCCCUCACAUAGUGACAUCGAUAGCGAGAAAGGCGAGAAAGUCAAAAAGAAUAGGAAAAAGAAAGAAAAGAAGAAAAAGAACGGUAAAGAUAAAGAGAAGAAAAAAGAUAAACAUAAACGGUCUAAAAAUCACAAAAAAGAUGAUUCUUCUGCAAUGUCGGAUAAUUUCCUUGGCACUCAAGUAGAUAGCAACACAGAUGCUUCUCCUGCAACUGGAAGAAGGAAACGUAGCCGAAGUUCCGAAAGCGCCAGCAGCGCUAGCCCGCGGCCUGACAAGAAGAGGAAUGAUAGCACGUCUGACCUCUUCAACGUUGCUCUGAACGUGCCAGUGAACCAGAACCUGGCUCCUUCAUAUGCCUACCCCGGCUCAGAUGCUCUCUAUCCUCCCAUGGCUCACAUUCCUAAUUUCAACGUACCUCCUCCCGGCUACGGGAUGCUCCCCCAGCAACCUCUAGCGCCAUGGUUGCCUGCCCCUGAUCAAGUAAUCGAUGAUCCCCUUGCUGCCUUCGAGCGGCAUCUCAAGGAGCAGGACGAACGUAAAAGGCGGGAGCAAAUGCGCAGAAACAGAUCGCCCUCUUAUGGCCGUCAUCGCAACUGGUCCCGCUCGAGAACAAGGUCUCCGUCUGAUAGACUCCUGCGCAGCUUCAGCAGGAGCCCUCGCUCCCGACGAUAUCGUUGGUCCAGAAGCCGCUCACCGUACAGCCCUCGUCGCCAUCACAGCCCCUCGUCGCAUCGUCGCGGUCUCAAUUCACCGCCGUCAUUACGUCGUGGUGGGAAUUCCUCGCCAUCCCUUCGACGCGGCAUGAAUUCCCCACCGUCAUUGAGACGAGGCAUGAACUCUCCACCGUCAUUGAGACGAGGCAUGAACUCUCCGCUGCGCCGCCGUUUCUCUCCUGGAGGUCGCCGGUCUUCACCUGGCCAUCAGAAGCCGGGGGCUACGCCCGAGGCACGCCAUCGCGACCGGCUGAGGACGCAAUCCCGCAGCAGGUCGCCCAGCGUGCGCGGCAAGUACGGCUCGAUGUUCUCACCGUCUCGGUCACACCUCAUGCCUCCUCAUCACCGCGCCAUGCAUCAGGCCCGCGGCUCUCCGCAUCACGGCUCCCCGUCCUUCAGGCCGCCCGUGGACGACGUGCCUCCUGAGGCGUAUAUGCAAAGGCCCCGCGACCGCCCUGAUCCUGCUUUGGACAGGAGAGAUCUACGCGCGACUAUUAAAGACCGUCUGGCAUUUGAGCCUGACGAUCCGCGCUGGAAUGAACGACCAGGUGAAGUUCCGCCGAGAGGAGCGCCCCCUGGUUCAGCCUACCGACAGCGUGGGGAUCAUCCUUCUAAUUUUGAUGAACCAUCACCUCGAUCAGUUUCAGCCCGUCGUCUGUCGCCUCAUUCUACUCCCCCUACAAACACUAGGAACGUGCACCAGUCACGCUCUCCGAAAGAACGCAUUAGUGCUAGCCAGUUCGAAUCGAAGAAUCACCAAGGCCGAAAGUCUCCUGCGUCGCCUUCCAGAAGGAGUCCUCGCGAUCGUCAGCACCGCGAUACGUCUCGGUCUACGCAUCGUGGUCGGUAUGGCGAAGAUGGGUCACGUGGCCGACGGUAUAGUCCGAGUCGAGAUGAUACUCGUACUUAUUCUGAACAUACCGUUGUUAAAGGGUCACCCAAAAUAAAAAAUGACAUGAGCGAUAAAAUGAAAAUAUCUAAUGAGCAGUUGAUAGACGAAUCAUUCGAUCGGAAGCACCCAAAUCCAAGAUACGCUCAUAGACGAGGCCGUAGCUCUGAGAAGCGAACACGAAGCAGGAGUAGAGAUAGGAAAGCUCACCACUCUCUGGCAAAAGACAACAGAAACCACCGAAAUUAUGCGCGUGAUGAGUCUGAUCGUAAGCCUGAGUACCGUGUUAACAAUGGUUCAAUUCCGAACAAAUUGGAGAAAGAGAAAGGAGAUGCUUCAACCGCUCGUCGCGGCCUCGGAACUCCUGAAAAUAGCGUCAUCAGAAGUGACAAAUCCGGCUCAAAUCAACGGGAGCCAUCUCGUGCUGAUGAUAAAAUCAGGCUUGACGAUAAGAAGCACGAUAGCAAACAGAAGCCGGUUGAUAAGUAUAGAUCAGACGAGAGGCAUAGAAAUGACGAAAAAGGCAAAUCGGAAAAACGGUUCAAAGUUGACGACAGCCGUAAGUCAGAUCAACAUCAACAAAAGAUUGAGGAGACGCAGCGGUCUGACGAACGACCCAAACCUUAUGAUGUGCCUCAGGCAAACGUUAAAUCAAAAUCAGAUAAACCAAAUGAAUCAGACGUCCAGAAACUGGAUGACAUGUACAAAACCGAGAAAGAUUCCAAGAAACGUGACAAAAAGAAGAAGAAAAAAGAAAAGAAAGAGCGUAGAUCAUCGCAGCACUCGGAAGGCUCCCAGAAUGACACAGCUGAUGAUGAGCCUAAGAAAAAGAAGAAGAAGCACCACGAGAAGAAAGAAAAGGAGUCAGAAAAAGAUCCAAAUCCAACUGCUUCAGAAAUGAAGGAAGUUCAAAUCACAGUUGAGAAUCCAUUAGAAUUGAAUCCCGAUGAGAAUCCAGUUUCUUCUGUGAAUUUAGCCUCUUUUUCGCCUAGUCUUCUUCCAGCACCGUCUAAGUGGGAGCGGGACGAUGAAAUGUCAGAUAUUAUAAACUCGGGUGAAUCCAUUAAAGAUGAACAAAAUUCGAAACCAAUGGUUACGAGCGAGGUGCUUCGAAAAGCCGAAAGUGCCUUGUUGCAUGGAAGGGGUGUGCUAGGACGAGUGUUACUGCCGCGAAAAGCUUUUGUCGAGAUGGAGCGUGCAAAGCUGUUGGACGAGGAGAGAGAGAAGUCAGAUGCAGUCGAUUUUCCUUUCGAGAAGCUUGGCCGUGAAGCCAAGGCAAAAGGGCCGUCUAUCCAAAUAACUAUAUCGUCAAAAAGUGAAAGCGAUAUCUGGCAAAAACGACCAUCGAGCUCAAUGAGCAAUGUUUCUGAUCAGAAAGUAUCAGAACAGCUAACCUACAAAGAAAACGAUUUAAACGAACCGACCCACGAUAUCGCUUCGCAGUUGAGACCUGAUUCUCGUAAGUCGGAUCAGUUUGAGGAUAGUAAGAAAUCCUCGCUCUCUAAUUCUCAAGAUGUUUCUAGUCCCCCUUCGGAAGUUAUUUCUAAGACCACGACCGCUGAAAGCGAUGCUAAAGACGUGCUUGGCUCAAAAACAGAUCCUGUAGAUGAAUUUUCACAUAAAUUUCGCGACGAUCGUGCAAAAUUUGAGCAAUCGAUUGCCAAUAAAUAUGAAGUUUCUUCUAUAACACUCAAGUUGGAAGAACUACGUCAAUCUUCCGAACAGUUGCUUAGGCAAGGAGAUUCUGUUCUCAAAAAUCUUCAACCAAAUGACUUUAAAAUCCAGAACGAAGCUUCCGUUGGUAACGACAGUGGUUCUUCAUGUACUGAUCCCACCAUCACUUCAAUUGCGGAUCCAAUGGAACAGAAAGUAGAAACACCCAGCUCUGUUCCUAGCAGUGAACAAAUUGACGAAUCGUCAACUAAAACAUCUAAAGACUCCAUUGAAUAUUUUGGUAAUUCAACGAACGACAAAUUCGAUUCAUCGCAGGAUAUUUUCACUAGGAGGACAAAUUCAGACCCUUCCCAUGGAUCUUCAGGUGAGAAGUGCACCAAAGGAUCUUCAGAUGUUCCAUCUUCUGGGGAUAACGUUAUUGAAUCUCUGAGCUUUUCCUCUAUUCAGGACUAUUCGAAGGAAUCAACGAGUCUUUCCUCUAUCAAGGAUAUCUCCAUGAAAUCGUCUGAGAACGUUGAAUAUAGACAUUAUAUUAAGGAAUCGUCGAUUUGUGUAGCGUCCAAUGAAGUACACGCAGACCUAAAUAACGAAGCAUCGAGGCAGUCUAUUACCAUGAAACGCUCAUCCUUUCAGUCGGGAUCUAGAGCAGAUGACUCUAUGUUCCGUAGAGAAUCAACAGCCUCCACUGAUGUCACCACUGAAGAAGAGAAUGACAGGAAGAAAAAGCGUAAGAAGAGGAAACGUUCUGUGUCAUCUAGCAGUAGUAGUGACAGUAGUAGCAGUAGUGAUUCGGAUUCUGAUUCUGAAGAUGAAUCCCAAAAAAAGAAAAGAAAGAAAUCGAAGAAAAAAAAAAAGUCUGAUAAUCGUUCCAGCGAAGAAAGUGACGAAAAAUCUAAAAAGAAGAAAAAGAAGGACAAAAAGCGAAAGAAGAAGAAGAAGGACAAGAAGCAGAAGAAACUCAAGGCGUAGGUUUAUAUUUUUUAGGUGUUGUUAGUGUGCAUUUAUCUAUUUGAAAGUAAUUGAUGACUCCCAUCAUCGUAAUAAUGCAAUUGUUUAAUAUAUUUAUUAGCUAUAACUCGCUAGAUGAAUAGAUUCUGCACUGUUCAGCAAUAUAACUUCCUGGUUUAGGUUGUACUGUUGAGCAAAUGACACAGUGAAUUUUAUAUGAUUUUAUUAUUUUCUCUAAAUCAAUACAUUUUCUUACUAUCGGUAAUUGUUUGUGAU